Messenger RNA from Erpetoichthys calabaricus (reedfish), 1012 nucleotides. RefSeq lists its product as uncharacterized. Bases 144 to 938 code for a protein of 264 amino acids. Gene Ontology annotation, biological process: chromatin remodeling. Lineage: Eukaryota; Metazoa; Chordata; Cladistia; Polypteriformes; Polypteridae. The transcript is spliced from 2 exons. The record is from RefSeq and is a predicted model, not a curated record. Gene Ontology annotation, cellular component: nucleus.
AGGGGAGUAAGGCCAGGUGGACUGGAGGUGGAUUCAAAUUGUUCUAUCAUGGUAUGGAUAGGAGGAGAAAUGGAGUAGGGGUUAUUCUGAAGGAAUAGUAUGUCAAGAGUGUUUUGGAGGUGAAAAGAGUGUCCGACAGAGUAAUGAUUAUGAAGCUGGAAAUUGGAAGUGUGAUGAUGAAUGUUGUUAGUGCAUAUGCCCCGCAAGUUGGGUGUGCAAUGGAUGAGAAAGAUGAUUUUUGGAGUGAGUUGGAUGAAGUGAUGAACAGUGUACCCAAGGGACAGAAAGUGGUGAUUGGAGCAGAUUUCAAUAGACAUGUUGGUGAAGGGAACAGAAGAGACGAGGAAGUGAUGGACAGGUAUGGUGUCAAGGAGAGGAAUGAAGGAGGUCAGAGGAUAGUGGAUUUUGCGAAAAGGAUGGACAUGGCUGUGGUGAAUAUGUAUUUUAAGAAGAGAGAGGAACAUAGGGUUACAUACAAGAGUGGAGGAAGAUGCACACGGGUAGAUUACAUCCUAUGCAGAAGAGUCAAUCUGAAGGAGAUUGAAGACUACAAAGUGGUGGUAGGGGAAAGUGUAGUUAAUCAGCAUAGGGUGGUGGUCUGUAGGAUGAUGUUGGAGAGCAAGAAGAGGAAGAGAGUGAGGGCAGAGCCAAGGAUCAAAUGGUGGAAGUUUAAAAAGGAAGACUGCAAGGUUGAGUUUAGGGAGAAGGUGAGACAGGCACUGGGUGGUAGUGAAGAGUUACCAGACAGUUGGGCAGCUACAGCAGAUGUAGUAAAGGUGACAGCAAGAAGGGUGCUUGGCGUGACAUCUGGACAGAGGAAAAGGAAACCUGGUGGUGGAAUGGGGAAGUACAGGAGAGUAUACAGAGGAAGAGGAUUGCAAAGAAGAAGUGGGAUAUUCAAAGAGAUGCAGAAAGUAGACACAAUUACAAGGAGAUAAGGCGCAAGGUGAAGAGAGAGGUGGCGAAGGCUAAAGAAAAGGCGUAUGAUGAGUUGUAUGAGAGGUUGGACACU